Messenger RNA from Paramecium tetraurelia, 450 nucleotides. RefSeq lists its product as uncharacterized. NCBI's taxonomy places the organism in Eukaryota, Ciliophora, Oligohymenophorea, Peniculida, Parameciidae. The transcript has 2 exons. The record is from RefSeq and is a predicted model, not a curated record.
AUGCUUCUAACUGAAAAAGAGCCUUUCUUUCCUGUGUUAGUGGAAAAUCGAAAUAUAUUUAGAAAAUUUAAGAGAAGAUAUAAUUCUACUUAACCUAUGGAACGGAGGAUUGAGCAAUCAGCAGAUUCCUUUUAUGAAAAAUCUCUUUUCGUUCAGAGGAAAGAAUUGCAACUCCGAACCCUCGAACCUAAAAAAUAAUAUGUAGCCAAACCACCUAAAACAAUAAUACUUAAAGAGAACAUACCUGAAGUACUUAGUUUUGACAAAAUGUUACUUGCGUUUGUGUAGUUGAAUAAUUAAGAUAAAAAUUAGAAAAAUAUGUAAAAAAAGACUCUUAAAAUAAUUACAUAACAUCAAGAACUAGUUGUACUUGAGGAAGAACAUAAAUCCCUCCAAAGUCGUUUCUUUACAGAAGUGUAGUCGUAUCUCAAUGAAUGUUAUAGAUUCUGA